This is a messenger RNA of Bursaphelenchus xylophilus (pine wood nematode), 1923 nucleotides long. NCBI's taxonomy places the organism in Eukaryota, Metazoa, Nematoda, Chromadorea, Rhabditida, Aphelenchoididae. The record is from the annotation of a GenBank genome assembly.
AUGCUUCCCGGAUGCAAAAUGGUACGUUUUUGCCACUGGAGACAACAUUUAUUUUAUGCUUACAAUCCCUCGGCAUAAACACACACCCAAGCAACCGAUCGAGGAACCUAAAAAAUUCUGACUUCACACUUCAAGUGUGAAUUGCGGAUAUCCGCCUAACAUUUUGUCCGAAGAAUCAUGCCAUGGCAACGUAAAAUCAAACAACUCAUGACAGUCCAGUCGAAAUGAACCAAGUCAAAACUUCAAAUAAUGGGCAAAAACUUUGAACCGAGUCAUUUGAUCAUUUUCCAUUGACAAAUUUCGGUCGGAAGCCCAUUAAAACGCGGGGUAAGUAAUCCAUUUUCUAACUGAUCCUUUUCAGAUAUGUCAGCUCAAAGUUCGUGGCCAAUAAAGCUUAGAGGAAGUAAAAAAGAAUCCAAAUCCGAUUCUGGUCGGCCAACCAAAGUCAAAGGCAAGGAUGGGAAUCGGAAUGGACAUGUAAGCCAGUUCAGACAACAGUGGGCCAAUUUCCCCUGUUGACAAGUAAUCAUUAUGCUUCCAGAGGAAGAGUAGUGCCGAAUCCUUGUCCAAACGGAAGAAAGAAGGCGAGGAAACUGCUGCCCAAUUUUCUCGAGAAACGGUUGGCCACAAAUCGGACUCUUCGCCCAGAAGAAGGCUGGGCAAUUUCAUGGACAAAUUCAAUCCGUUGAAGAAGCGACAUUCUCCGAAAGUAUGGAAAUCUGGUGCUCAUGGACUAAUUUAUCUUUGACAAUAUAUCAUAACAACAUUUUCUUUUAGCAUGAGUUCGAAGCGAAAUCCGAGAAGAAGAAAGAAAAGUCCGAAUCGAGACAAAGAUCUCCACCAGUGGAUACGGGACUGGCCAGAAGUCCUCCAGCUCAGAACGAGUAAGUUGACCAGGUGCCGAACCAUUACAGUCGGGGACCUGAUCCAAUGGCAAAAAACGUACCACUUUGCGUCUGGGAAGUAUCAAAAAUGUGGCAAAAUGCUUCCCUCUCCAAGGGAAAAAACUCCGAUUUCAAAGGCGCGCCCCUGUGUGAGAAGGGCCCUUCAAAACGAAGUUCUUUCACUUGGAGAGGGAGGUAUUUUGCCACAUUUUUUGACACUUCCCGGAUACAAACUGGUACGUUUUUUUGCCUCUGGAUCGGGUCCGUCACUGUACCCUCGGGCUAUGUCAUGAACAAUAUCUAUUUUUGAAUGACUUCGAUUAUUUUGCAGUGACUACGACAAGCCCACAGUCUUUGAGAGAAUUGGUACCCCAAUUCGACCGUGUGUCUCCAAGCCCAAGCGAAAGAAAACGCGCAAAUCCGAGGUGGAAGCCGACGUCAAGACAGGAAGAACUGAAGGUGAUACUAGCACUUCGCGCGCCGAUUCAGACAUCCGAACUGCUCAUGGCGAAGAUGAGAUUUCGAGACAUGAGUCCUCUGCCAGAAAGAGCGAGAAAUCGGUCAAAAAACAGAGCGAGAAAUCGGUGAAAAAACGUGGCAGUAAAGCCGAAGAGGUCAAAGGAAGCGGCAACAAAGAAGGUGAAAGUAAGGAGAGAGCAACUAGUGUUCGAAGGACUGAGUCCAAAGAGAAGAACGGAUCAAAAGCGAGCCUGAAGAAGGUCGAGUCCAAAGAAAACGUCAAGAAGGAGGAGAAAAAGAGCAGGAAGAGUGAGGAGUCCGAUGUCAAAUCAGUAUAUGUUCAAGAUACGGUAAGCCUCUGCAUCAAAGUUUAUAAAUUUCCCUCCAGUGCGUCACGACACCAAAGAAGAAGCCACCAGGAAAACGACCGGAAUAUUCUCGCAGCGAGGAAUUCUACCGCGAAGAGUACGCCAAGUCCGAGUACGUCGAAGAGGACCAGAAAACAUACGAGGAAAAGCCGAAGCCAAAAGAUGACUCCUCCAAGAAUGUCAAGUCUUGCUACCUCGGGUAUUACAAGUAA